AAACCAGCAGCAAUGGCAGUGGUCGGUCGUUUCUCUUGCUUCUUCACUCACCCCAACUCCUCCCGCCGAUCUCGGCGCUCCGAACCAUGGAAGUCGACGUUUCUUCCAUUUAGAGUCGAAAAGGUUGUGGCAGCAUUUGGAAACAAUCAGAAUGAGCUGUUGGAGAGGCUGCCGGCUGAAAAAUGUCAGGUAGAUAAAUUAAGAUUCCCAGGAAUGGAGCUUCUGCUUGGUAAUGCCUUAAUUUUCGCAACACCUUUGAAAGCUUUGGCUGAAACAUGUGAGGCUGAUGACUCCUUUUUUAACAUGCCUCUGCUGCUAUCUGUUGCCCUUAUAGGGGCUGCCGUUGGUGGGCUGGUUGCUCGGCAGAGGAAAGGGGAAUUACAGCGAGUGAAUGAACAGUUACGACAGAUUAAUACUGCUCUGAGAAGACAAGCUAAGAUUGAAUCAUAUGCUCCCACUUUGAGUUAUGCUCCCAGUGGAAGAAUACCAGAGAGUGAGGUUAUAGUUGAUCCAAGGAAGCAUGAGUUGAUUUCUCGAUUGAAGGCUGGGAAAAACUUUUUGAGAAAUCAAGAACCACAGAACGCAUCUAUUGAGUUUAAGGCAGCUCUGGAGAUGGCUCAAACUUUAAAGGACUCGAUUGAGGAGAAGAAAGCUGCAAGGGGUCUAGGAGCCUCACUACAAAGACAGGGCCAGUAUCGAGAUGCCAUCAAGUACCAUUCUAUGGUUUUGGCCAUCUCUGAGCGAGAAGGUGAAGACUCGGGAAACACAGAAGCUUAUGGAGCGAUUGCUGAUUGUUAUACGGAACUUGGAGAUCUUGAGAGCGCAGGAAAGUACUAUGACAAUUAUAUAGCAAGGUUGGAGCAAGACUGAACCAGCUUUAAGAACAGAAGUUUGUCACAUGAAUUUACUGGAGUUGGUAUGGAUUAUCAUGAGAAAGGUGCGGAUGACUUUUCACCUGGAAAUGCCUGCGGAUCAAUUUGUUGUUGGUUUACUGUUAGUAGUUCUUUCUUGUAGGAUGCCUCUUACCCGUCUCGUGUUCCCAUCAAGGUCAACCAUGUUAGUUUCACUUUGAUAUCUAGAGUCAGUUUUGAUGGAUGAAAUCAUUUGUUAGAUAUUGUAUCUUAAAUUUGUGACUGUUAAGGAAAGCUAUUAUUCACUUCAUACAAGCCCACAGGUAGAAAUGCCAAGAUACUAAUAAUCCACCCGUGUUGAGAAAAUUGCACAAAAUGUUGGUAAUAUGCACAACUCCUAACCAAAACUCUUCAUCUAUUUGCUUAGCCAACCAUACCAAAGUGGGUUUUACAUGCUUCACCGUGGUUAAAGAAAAAAGGCCAACAAUCUUGAUAACAAUAAACUCUCAUCAUUAAAAAAAAAAAAAAAGGGAGGAAGACGGGAGAUCAUACAUGUUA
Messenger RNA from Argentina anserina (silverweed cinquefoil), 1409 nucleotides. Its product is annotated as protein FLUORESCENT IN BLUE LIGHT, chloroplastic. Gene Ontology annotation, molecular function: protein binding. Bases 13 to 870 code for a protein of 285 amino acids. Lineage: Eukaryota; Viridiplantae; Streptophyta; Magnoliopsida; Rosales; Rosaceae. The record is from RefSeq and is a predicted model, not a curated record. The transcript is spliced from 5 exons. Gene Ontology annotation, biological process: chlorophyll biosynthetic process.